AAGUUCGUUUCCUUCCCUCUCGAUCGAAAUCAACAAGCGAUGGAGCGACUCGAUCUUAUUAACUGCAUCUAAAUAAGGACAAAACUGUUAAAAAAAACACUGUUGCGCUAGUAAAGUACGUACUACGUUGUGUUUUUGAUUGUGGGGGCUGGGUAGUUCAACGCCCACUCGAGCACCUGAAGGCAUCAUCGCCGCCAAGAGCAGACCAGAUUGGAGAGAGACGAUGGCGGCCUGCAAAGAUAGGCUGGUCAGGACUGUCCCCGUCUAACCCGAACAUGCUUGUGUAGCUGGAUCCAUGCACAUCAACGGUGGCAAACAAUCUCGGAUAGCUUUAGGUGGUUUCUGCCGUCUUGGGAAUCAUGGAGGACGACUGUGUGUGUGAUUACGACUCGACCUGGGACACGGAGAGUGAUGGAGAAGACCCGGCCGGAGAUGGCCAACCUCGUCGGCCCAGCCAAGACAGGAACAAAUGUGGUUGGACUUUAGUAUCGUGGCAUCACACGCCCAGAAACAUGAGGGCAGCAAAGGACAUGCAGAACUACAGAAGAGGAUACCCCAAUCUUGCAGACGACGAGUGCUCGGAGGACAAAAUGAACAACUUGCAGUUCUACCUCAAUAAAUUUCCCUCUGCACCUGAUGAUGUCUACAUUGAAUCCUUCCUCAAAGAAUGGAAGAAUGACUACAAAAGGCUGGAGAGAGUUCACUCAUACAUUCAGUGGCUGUUCCCACUCCGCGAACCAGGGGUAAACUACAUGGCUUCUGAACUCACCAAGAAGGAAAUUGAGGCCUUUAAGAGUAAUGAGGAUGCCAAAAAGAGGCUGGUGGAGUCGUAUGAACUCAUGUUGGGCUUCUACGGCAUCCGCCUAGUUAACAAAGAGACUGGUGAGGUGACACGAGCAGACAAUUGGAAAGAGCGCUUCGGGAACCUUGAGCGGAACAUGCACAACAACCUGCGCAUCACUCGCAUCCUGAAGAGCAUGGGGGAGCUGGGCUUUGAGCACUAUCAGGCACCGCUCGUGCGCUUCUUUCUUGAGGAGACUCUGGUCAAGAAGAACCUCACCAGUGUUAAACGCAGUGUACUUGACUACUUCCUGUUCGCGGUUCUGGAUAAACAAAAACGCCAGGAGUUAGUGCGCUUCGCCUACCUUCACUUUGAACCAAAGGAUAAAUUUGUGUGGUGUCCCAGGAAGAUUCAGAAGCAGUUCAGGAAGGCAGAGAAACGAUCAGAAGCUGUUGGCAAUGGAGACAGUCGGGAUGACGUCUAUUCAAGGGCUAAAAACAAAGAUGGAGAAAAGGGGGUUCACCUUAAAGACGAGGAACUGGACAAUACAGGAAAGACACAGAAAGAAACUGAAAUAAGUAAAGACAAAAUCAAACAGUUGGAGUCAACGCCUCAGCCCAAGGCUGAUAAAAUGACUGUUGGAAAUGGCACCAACAGUGGACCUGAGACCAAUAACAACAGUUUAGGGAACAGCAACGAGACUGCUGAUGAUGUUGAUGAAAUGGAUCAGUCACCCACUCCUGACACCGUGACCGUCAAAACUGAGCCUACUGCAGAUAUUGAGUUGAAGUCUACAAACAUUUCACAGGACACCAUUCAGGAACCCGACAAUGUCAUGCAAAUGGAUGAAGAUGUGGGCAUAGAGGAGCCUCCGAAGAAGAAGAGAGAAGAGAGUGUGAUGAUGCAGAGCAAUGGCAUCUCUGCUGGAGACGUGAGCACUGGCCAGGCAGAGGGCAAGGCUGGCGCUAACACAGCCCCUGGCCAAAUGAGCUCGUCUGCUCAAACACCUCUUAAGACUUCAAAAUAUUCACCCUGCCUGUCAUUAGGGAGGGAGGAGAAGAUCCCAAGGACUGAUUUUAUUCAAGUGCCAGAUAAAGAGGACAAAGUGUCGGAGGCAAACGGGAGCACCCAUAAAAAAGGGGACGAACAGACAACUGAGAAGAAGUCGGAGGACGUUGACAUGGAGUCAAACCCCUCUAGUUUAGACCCCAACAUGGGUAACACAUGAAUAGUUCCUACAUUACCUCGACUCUACUCCACUGCUUUUCAGUCUAAGUGAUUAUCUCACAAGAAUUGUUGGCAUUCUUCAGUUUGGAGCAAGAACGUUGGCUGUCCAUUUUUUUUCUUGGAGCUGUAGUACCUUACACAGAUGACCGUUCGAUUUAGAGAUUGCCGCGUUGUUCAAUUGUUGCCCGAAACCUAAGAGAGGACAUUAAAGUGCCGAAAGCCUCAAGUAAGCUUUGAUGUUUUCACAGACUUCUGUUCAACAUUGACUUAAAGUGAUAGUUUGGAUGUUUUGACAUGAAGUUGUAUGACGUCCCCAUCAACAGUGUAGUCCAUCAGCAGUGACUUACCCCUCAGUUGGUCCCGUGAGCCCAGUUCUGGUCGGAUUUUGGUGAUAAGAAGCAUAAUUGCGGUGAGUUAUUGGGGUUACUUAAGUAAAGCGUUUGGCUUCUCAAAUCAAUAUACGUUCUAAAGAGUAAUACAUUUGCAUGACAAAAAUGCCUCCUGAAAAAAAUCAGACCUCAAAAAACGCUCACCUUUACUUUCUCUGACGGCGUAUUAAUGUGCGCUAUUGGCUGUCUAUUGUGUGUGUGUGUGUGUGUGUGAGAGAGCGAUGAAGAUGCAUCAGCCGCGACUUGUGUGUUCAAUGGACAGCCGUUGGCGAAAGUAAAGCCAAGCGAUUUGUGCGGUCUGAUUUUUUUCGAGGAGGCAUUUUUGUCAUGCAAAUGUAUUACUCUUUUAAACGCAUAUUGUUUUGAGAAGCCAAACUCUUUACUUAAGUACCCCCAAUAACUAACCGGAACUACGUUUCUCAUCCAACCAGAAGUGAGUUCACAGGACCAAGUGCGGGUAAGUCACUGUUGACGGACUACACUGCUAAUGGCAAUGUCAUACGUCAUGUCAAAAAAUCCAAACUAUCCCUUUAAGAGGUGUUCUAAACUCUGCCUUUGAAAAAAUGAUGAACUGUUUUGAGACAUAAUAAUUUAACACUGUUUAUUAAUAUGGUUGUAAUUUGCAGUGCUAUAGAACUGCACUACAUCAAUAAGAGAGCAGGUUCUAAUAUUUUGGUUACCUAGUUUGGCUAUGUAAUCGUAAAAAUGUACGUCACGGCAAUCUGCAAUGAACAACCAACCAAAACAUCUAUGCCAAUUGUCAAUCAAAACUCAGCAUUGUUAAUUUUGAAAAGGCAGACUCGUUAGAAUUUGCAGGUGUGCCUAAUAUGACGAGUGACAUUUAAACCUUUACACAAUGAAAUUAUAACCUAAAAUAACAAAUGAUUCAUCUAAUUGAAACAUGACAGUGACAGAUGAGGAAUGAAUGAAAAAAAAAAUUUUGGCUUUAUAUUUUAGGUUAUGAUGGUAAUUUUCAUUUUGAAGGAGUCCUAUAAAUGAACUCCAAUUUACUUUUGUCCCCAACUCCCUCAUAGACAAAU
Dunckerocampus dactyliophorus (ringed pipefish) is the source of this 3437-nucleotide messenger RNA. It is a transcript of the gene ogfr, whose product is annotated as opioid growth factor receptor. The record is from RefSeq and is a predicted model, not a curated record. Gene Ontology annotation, molecular function: opioid growth factor receptor activity. Gene Ontology annotation, cellular component: membrane. The transcript has 7 exons. Bases 360 to 2009 code for a protein of 549 amino acids. NCBI's taxonomy places the organism in Eukaryota, Metazoa, Chordata, Actinopteri, Syngnathiformes, Syngnathidae.